Molecule: messenger RNA, 744 nt
Organism: Malassezia pachydermatis
Lineage: Eukaryota; Fungi; Basidiomycota; Malasseziomycetes; Malasseziales; Malasseziaceae
Product: putative secretory lipase (family lip)
Exons: 1
Coding region: 1-744 (247 amino acids)
Biological process (GO): lipid catabolic process
Molecular function (GO): triacylglycerol lipase activity
Source: RefSeq, a predicted model, not a curated record
AUGAAAUCGACCUAUGCUCCAGAGCUGCCCAUUUCGGGCUGGUAUAUGGGAGGCACGCCGGCGAAUUUAACGUCGAUGAUUUUGCUUCUAAACAAGUCAUUGUUUUCCGCUUUCGUGCUGGGUGGCAUCACGGGUAUUGUGGAUACCUAUCCUCAAGCUAGCGACUUGUUCGACAAAGUGGCUACGAAGGAAGGCCAAAAGGCCCUUUCCUUUGCUCGUACGAAUUGCCUACUCGAUGACCUGGUGACGUAUCCAUUCCAGGAUGUAUUUUCCGAGAAAUACUCUUCGUUGGGUGAAGCAUUCCUGACACACCCUGAUGUCAAGCCCAUUCUGAAUAGUUUGACGAUGGGAUAUGACAAGAAGUACACGCCGGACGCUCCUAUUCUCAUGGUACACGGCAAGGCUGAUGAGAUCUCACCUUAUGACUCGGCCAAGAAAUCGGCCCAGGACUGGUGCAACAAUGGCGCUGACGUUGAGUUCCACACGUACGACACGGACUUGUCCGCACACUUUAUUACCCAAAUUACAGCGACGGCCAAAUCCUAUGUAUGGUUGACGGAUCGUCUGGAUGGCAAGCCAGCCAACUCGGGCUGCAAGUUCACGUCGAGCCAGGAUGUCAUUCUCGACCCGAACGCACUUGGCCCUGGCCUCCAAAAUAUUCUCGAUAUUUUGACUGGACUGGCAGGUGAUCAAAUUGGACCAGGUGAUGCUGUGCUGGCCCAGAAAAUUCGUAAUGGUAAUUAA